AUAAAAUCUCCGCCCCUCUUUGUGCUUCAAUGCUUCGCUCCGCUCCAGAGGCAAGUAUGCCUCUAAAUAGUUUAAAUCAAUAAAUAAAACGAUUUUUGUGUAUAUUUUUUAGUUUUAACAUGGCAAUAAUAUUGCGGUCAGGUAAUCAGGUUAUCAGUCAUCAAUGAACUCCGCCAAAUUAAAUAUUUGUUUUGUUUUGAUUUAAACUGGUGUAGUUUAUGAAAAUCAUAUGAAAAUACUUGAAAAAUGGACUCCAUUCAAUCUUUACACGGAAAGUGCCGUUGUUGUCUAAAGGCAGGAGAGCAUCGCGACGUCUUUAAAGAAUAUUACUGUGAUGGAUCUCGUGAAGUAUACUUCGAUAUAUUCUUGGAAUGUUUCAAUGUUUUUCUUUCAAAAUCAAGUGACAAGAGUAACCUAAUUUGUGUGGAUUGUAUUCGGAAAUUGCGUGAUGCUGAUAGUUUCCGUAAAAUGGUAGUUGAUGCGGAGAAGCAAUUGCACUUUGUGAAAGAACCAACAGACCUUGAGAAAAAGCAAGAGUUGGCUUUUGAGGUGGAGCUUGAGGUACUGCGAGAAACAAAGCCAGAGCCAGAUGAUGAUGAUGACUACAUGGAUAUAGUAAACAAGGACAAUGAUCCUGAGAAUGACAACGCUACGCUCGCACGCGACGAGGCUCGCCUCCGGGCGCGCCACCCGGCCCUGCGCGCGCUGCCCACCCGGGACAGCCUGUACGAAGUGUGCCCUCAAUACGUCAUGCAUCUCGAUGUGUUACAGGGAAAGGAAACUCGCUCAAAAGACAUAGAACCCCUAUUAAACCCAGAGGCUGAAAACAAGCAGAAAAACGACCAACGCCAUGUCACCGAGAAAGUCGCUCACAUCCACAACGCUUUACUAAUUUUGGAGCACUCCAAUGUUACUGCUUUCAAGGGGAAAAGCAAGCAAGCAAGCAGAGAUGGACUACCCUGUUUUUACUGCAAGGACAUCUUCGACAAUAUCGAAGCGUUGCGAACACACCAAAAAGAACAUAAGAAUAGUGAUAUCAAGAAAUCCUUGAAUUCCCUCAGCCCAUACUGUCUUGUUAUAAAUGUAGACAUAACAGACUUAACUUGCACCCUAUGUGACACUAGCUUAAAUACUUUACAAGACUUUAAAAAUCAUCUAGAAUCAAAACAUGACAAAAAGUUUUACACUAAGCUAGAAGACAGAGUAAUACCAUUCAAAGUACCUAUGGAUAAUAAUUACAUAUGUCAAAUAUGUAGUCUAAAGUCUGAGAGUAUUGGAGCAAUAGAAAGACAUAUGAAUAAACAUUUUAGAAAUUAUAAUUGUGAUAAGUGUGACACGGGAUUUGUAACCAGCCAUAGAUUAAAUACGCACGUGAAAACUAUCCAUGUUGAAGGUAGUUUUCAGUGUGAGACUUGUAAGAAAGUAUUUUCAUCACAACAGAAGCUUAAAAGUCAUGUCGAUACAGUGCAUAAAAUGAUAAAGCGCUUUAAAUGUACAAAAUGUCCGGAGCGGUUCACAGAUUAUUUUAGACGAUAUCAACAUUUAGUUAAAAUACAUGGUCAAGCCGAAUUAGAAUAUAAAUGUAAUGUUUGCGACAAAGUAUAUGCAAGAAGAUUCAUGCUAUCUCAACAUAUGAAACGAGAUCAUUUGGAAGAGCGUUCUGUUCAAUGUGAAAUAUGUUUUAGUAAAUUCUUUGCUCGGAAAGAAUUAAAGAUGCAUAUGGUUAAGCAUAAUGGGGCUAAGACUUUUGAAUGUACGGUGUGUAAAAAAGCAUAUUCGAGGAAGAAAACGUUGACAGAGCAUAUGCGGAUACAUAAUAAUGAUAGGAGGUUUUCUUGUACGGUUUGUGGUCAGGCUUUUGUUCAGAAUUGCAGUUUGAAGGGGCAUAUGAAGACACAUCAUCGUAUGUAAAAAUUGGGGAAAAGUGAAGUUUUAAACUGUAUUUAGUGUCCUAUAUAAGUAUUUAUUCAUAUUGAAUAUCAAUAAAUAAAUAAAUAAAUAAUAAAUAAAUAUUAUAGGACAUUAUUACACAAAUUGACUAAGUCCCACAGUAAGCUCAAUAAGGCUUGUGUUGAGAGUACUUAGACAACGACAUAUAUAAUAUAUAAAUAUUUAUAAAUACUUAAAUACAUAGAAAACACCCAUGACUCAGGAACAAAUAUCCAUGCUCAUCACACGAAUACAUGCCCUUACCAGGAUUUGAACCCGGGACCAUCAGCUUCGUAGGCAGGGUCACUGCCCACUAGGCCAAGCCAAUCAAUGUCAUAUUAAAUUUAUAUUAAAUUUUUGUCACAA
This is a messenger RNA of Cydia pomonella (codling moth), 2295 nucleotides long. RefSeq names its product zinc finger and BTB domain-containing protein 41-like. Gene Ontology annotation, cellular component: nucleus. The record is from RefSeq and is a predicted model, not a curated record. The transcript has 6 exons. Gene Ontology annotation, biological process: regulation of transcription by RNA polymerase II. The coding region runs from base 247 to 1911 and encodes 554 amino acids. Gene Ontology annotation, molecular function: RNA polymerase II transcription regulatory region sequence-specific DNA binding; DNA-binding transcription factor activity, RNA polymerase II-specific; zinc ion binding. NCBI's taxonomy places the organism in Eukaryota, Metazoa, Arthropoda, Insecta, Lepidoptera, Tortricidae.